Linum tenue is the source of this 620-nucleotide messenger RNA. The record is from the annotation of a GenBank genome assembly. NCBI's taxonomy places the organism in Eukaryota, Viridiplantae, Streptophyta, Magnoliopsida, Malpighiales, Linaceae.
CACGAAUUCGAGGUGUGCAAGCUUGUACCGGGACCGGGAGGCGGGGAGAAUAACAACACCGUUAAUUAUUACUGGGCAAAAGUGACCAACUUGGAUGGCUAUGCUGUGUUUGUGGGAUCCCACCAGUCGUUUUGUCUUCCCGCUGACCCACUACUCAAUAACAGAGUUAAAGGCAACUGCAUCUACUUCGCCUUUGGAGGAGACUCUAUUUUCUCUGAUGAUUUUGGCGUCUUCAAUCUCGUGGAUCAGACGGUCCAAAGGAAUAUCCAUGAGCAUAAAGAAGGGCAAGAAAGGAUGUUUCCUUUUCAGCAAAGGCAGACAGGGCCGGGCGUUUGCAUGGCAAAGUCAAAGACCGGUUACAGAAAAUACAAUCAGCAACGUGAAGGUAAUAACAAAGUCAGUACUGGACAACUAGCCAACAAAUUCCAAGCGUUAUUCAUCGACGGCGAGGAUGACGAGAAUCAAGAUGACAGAUGAUUAUGGCGAUGACGUGGAUCAGGCUUUUACUUUUGUCUUUCUUUUUCAGUUUCGUUGUGAGAAAUAAAGAUUUCCCUUUCCAAUUCGAAUUUGGUCGAGUGUAAAUUCUUGAAAAAUAUGGUUUGACCAAAUCAAAGCGAGUU